UGAACCGAAAAAGAACAGCCUGACAUCACCACUUCUAUCCUAACGGCUUCCCUUCCCUCCUACAGGAAGGAAUCUGGCGGCGGGGGAGCAGCGAGGUCGCCACCACCUGACCCUCUCCUCCCCCCUCCCGCCACGCCCACACGCCCACGACUCGCCGCGACGUACCCCCCCCGUCUAGACUGAGCACCGUGCAGGCCGCCCACCGCCCAUCCAGCCAUGGACGCCGAGAAUAGGGUGGUCCUGAACGUGGGCGGAAUCAGACAUGAAACCUAUAAGGCAACACUGAAGAAGAUCCCAGCCACGCGCCUCUCGAGGUUAACGGAAGCCCUCGCUAACUACGACCCGAUCCUCAACGAGUAUUUCUUCGAUCGGCAUCCGGGUGUCUUCGCUCAGGUGUUGAACUACUACCGCACGGGGAAGCUCCACUACCCGACGGACGUGUGCGGACCGCUUUUCGAGGAGGAGCUCGAGUUCUGGGGCCUCGACUCGAACCAAGUGGAGCCAUGUUGCUGGAUGACCUACACGGCGCAUCGAGACACCCAAGAGACACUGGCUGUCCUCGACCGCCUCGACCUCGACACAGACAAGCCCAGCGAUGAGGAGACGGCAAGAAAGUUUGGUUUUGAGGACGACUACUUUUCCGGAAACCUCUCCUGGUGGCAGAACACCAAGCCGAAGUUGUGGUCGCUGUUCGAUGAGCCUUACUCCUCACAGGCCGCAAAGGUCAUCGGAGUCAUCUCAGUGUUCUUCAUCUGUGUGUCCAUCUUGUCCUUCUGCUUGAAGACUCACCCGGACAUGCGAGUGCCCGUUAUCGAGAACAUUACGGUGCAGACGGCCGAAAACACGACAGCUUGGACUCUUGACAAGAAGGCGACCAACGCCCACGAAGCCUUCUUCUACAUAGAGUGUGUCUGUAAUACGUGGUUCACCUUUGAAAUCUUGAUUCGGUUUAUAGCGUCCCCCAAUAAGUUUUUGUUUUUGAAGGCGUCAGUGAAUAUGAUAGACUUCAUCGCCACGCUGAGCUUCUACGUGGACAUCCUGCUGCAGAAGUUCGCCUCACACCUGGAGAACGCCGACAUCCUCGAGUUCUUCAGCAUCAUACGUAUCAUGAGGUUAUUUAAGCUCACGCGGCAUUCCUCGGGUCUCAAGAUCCUCAUACAGACUUUCCGAGCCUCGGCCAAGGAACUGACGCUGCUGGUGUUCUUCCUGGUGCUCGGUAUCGUCAUCUUCGCCUCGCUCGUGUACUACGCCGAGAGGAUACAGGCCAAUCCCCACAACGACUUCAACAGUAUCCCGCUCGGGCUGUGGUGGGCCCUAGUCACGAUGACCACCGUGGGCUACGGAGACAUGGCCCCCAAGACGUACGUGGGCAUGUUCGUGGGCGCGCUCUGUGCCCUGGCUGGUGUGCUCACGAUCGCCCUGCCCGUGCCCGUCAUCGUGUCCAACUUCGCCAUGUACUACAGCCACACGCAGGCGCGAGCCAAGCUGCCCAAGAAGAGGCGCAGAGUGCUGCCUGUCGAGCACGUCCGCGUUGGUCCUCCCGCGCCCGCCCCGAAGCGAGGCGGGGGGCCCAACGCCAUGAAUCGUGGUCCUGGACCAAAGAUGGUCGGCAUGGGCAUGGGUCUAUCUGUUACCUUGAACCCCAAUGGCGUAGGCUUAGAAACGGCCCUCAAGGCCCCCUUAUUAUCCCAGUCGGGGGUGGGUGGGGGUCCCACUGCCCCUCUGCAGCCACUCUUCCCCAUUGCCACCAUGGCGCAAGUGGCCCUAGCGCAGCCCACCCUGCCCACCUCUGUCCCCACUACUGUUCCUGCUCACCAACCCCCCACCAAUACCCGUCCCCAUCAUUCACCCUCACCCCCUCCCUCCCCUACGCGGCCUCUUCUGGGGUCUUCUUCAGGCUCCAUUGGGGGAGUCCGUGGACCUGAGAGUAGCCAGAAUGCCGAAACAGCUGAGAGCAGUUCUCAGGAGCCGGAUUCUCCUGGCGGCCUCACCCCCAGCACCGUCUAGCCCCGGGUAACAGCAGCAGCGGCAGCAGAAGCAGGAAGGCGACGGGAGUGAGGACGGCCGCGACGUCCCCGCCGCUUGGCCAGGUGACGCCCGGCCACUUCUGCUGCGUUUAGGGGCGACGGGGCAUAGCAUGUCGUGAUAGUGUGGCGCGCAUGAACAGAGUUGCCUCGUCACAGGUAACGGAGUGGAGAUAUGGCUGCCUAGAUACUCGAUGCCUGUCAAAGGACUGAGACGAAGAAAUGACUUCUCAAAUAUGAUAAACUAACGGAGCCAGAAACAUUAGGAGAAGUGUCCCUUGUCGGGAGGGACACUGCGUGACAGACCUAUUGUACUGUGAUCCUUUGGUGUUAGUUCUAUGAUUAUUAUACAUUAUUUUCAUUAUUUUGGUGUUCUGAAGACAAUGAUACUUCGAAUGCAAAAUGCUACAGCACUGUUUGCCUGCAUGUUUGUUGACACAUAUUAGCACAAUUGUUUCCUUUUUCAUAAAGGACCAAAACUGGAGUUAGUUAUGUAAUGCUUUCAUACUUACACAAUUUCAUAUUAUAAUGACUGACACUGAAAUGUCCACAACAUCCUGUAUCAUUUUCCUUUUUUAAACUCACGAUGUUCAGAGGGCGAUUCAGCAAAGAAUUGAAGUCGACGUUUUGUGGGAAAAACAAUGUUAAGAAUUCCACGAACCGUCGACUUUGCGAAAGGUUUAUUCUGUGUUGAUCUCACCCUCAUUCAUUAAUUUACAUCUUUUAUUGUAUAAAAGGGAGUUCAGUCUAGCAUCAGCAGCAAUUAGUGAUUCUAAACGAGUGAAAUAUUUUGCUGAAGCAACAUGUGCAUUAUACAGUCCAUAAUAACAUUUAUAGUUAUAGUUAUCAUACGAUAAUAGGAAUUAGUUCAGAUGGCAUUGUAUUUUUGCUUGUUAGUGCAAGACACUGCAGUGUGGGAGGCGGGUUAACCAUGUCAGGUGUCAGUGACAUGUAACUUGGCAUGACUAAUAAAAUUUGGUGUGGUAAUUAACAGGUUAAUCUAACAGGACCAGAUCUGUUUGUAUAAUAUAUACAUAUAUCAUUUACAUAAGUCACGUCCGACUGACUUCCUCAGCUGGCCUACAAUAUACGGGAUUUACGAAUAAU
Penaeus monodon (black tiger shrimp) is the source of this 3131-nucleotide messenger RNA. RefSeq names its product potassium voltage-gated channel protein Shaw-like. NCBI's taxonomy places the organism in Eukaryota, Metazoa, Arthropoda, Malacostraca, Decapoda, Penaeidae. Gene Ontology annotation, cellular component: voltage-gated potassium channel complex; axon; neuronal cell body membrane. Gene Ontology annotation, biological process: protein homooligomerization; potassium ion transmembrane transport. Bases 217 to 2007 code for a protein of 596 amino acids. The record is from RefSeq and is a predicted model, not a curated record. Gene Ontology annotation, molecular function: protein binding; delayed rectifier potassium channel activity. The transcript is spliced from 6 exons.